AUGGAGUCACCGUCGUCGAACACACCGCGGGACCCCCGCCGCCGGAAAUACCACAUUCAGGCUGAGUGUUUGUCCUACGAGCUUCCCACCAGCUACUGCACACGGCAGCUUUGCCGCUCCCAUGGCGAUUGCAGUACUAGUUCCAGGUCCGUCCUGAAGAAUGUGAGCUGCGAGGCGCUUCCUGGCGAGCUCACGGCGGUGGUCGGCCCGAGCGGAUCCGGGAAGACAUCGCUGCUCGCCGUGCUUGCUGGCUUGAUACACCCGAGCAGAGUCUCCGGCCAGGUACUCGUCGACGGCCGGCCGAUGGAGGUCUCCCGGUUUUGCAGAGUCUCCGGCUACGUCGCGCAGGAGGACACCCUCUUCCCGCUGCUUACCGUCGAGGAGACGCUGGCGUACAGUGCGCGGCUGAGGCUGAGGGCGACAACCAGAGAGGCGGCGGCGCACGUGCAGGAGCUGAUCAAGGAACUGGGGCUGGACCACGUGGCCGGUUCGAGAGUCAGCGGAGUUUCCGGCGGGGAGCGGCGCAGGGUGUCGAUUGGGGCGCAGCUCGUGCACGACCCGGCGGUGCUGUUCCUCGAUGAGCCGACCACCGGCCUGGAUUCGGCUGCGGCGCUCCACAUCGUGAAGCUGCUUCGGUCCAUGGCGGUGGUGCAGGGGAAGAUGGUCGUCACCACCCUCCAUCAGCCGGGAUUCCGGAUCCUCGAACUCCUCCAUCGGCUUCUGCUCAUCCAUGGCGGCUCCGUUCGACAUCAGGGACCGAUUUCGUUAUUGGAGAGCCGCCUCAAGCAUUCUGGCCAUUGCAUUCCGCCCCAUGUCAAUGCUCUAGAAUUCGCCAUGGACGCCCUCGAUUUCCUAGAUUCCAAACUCACCGUUCCUGAAUCAAACACAGCCGCCAUUAGAAACUCUAAUCCGAGCUCCAAAGAAGACAAUUUUCACUACACCAGUUCCAGAUUGGGGGAGAUUUCCACCCUCUCUAGUCGACUCUUCAUCAAAAUCCUUAACUCGAGCAAAAAAGGAGACAAAUUUCACUACGCCAACUCCAGAUUAGGGGAAAUCUCCAUCCUCGCCGGUCGAUGCUUCACCAACGCUGCGAGAACCCGCGAACUCUUCGCCGCGAAAGCGCUCCAAACCCUAACGGCCGGCCUAGUGCUCGGCACAAUCUUCAUGGACGCGAACGACCCGGAAGCCAAGAUUGGAUUUUUCGCGUUCACCCUCACCUUCCUGCUCUCCUCGACGAAGGAAGGCCUCCCGAUUUUCCUCCGGGAGAGACGGAUCCUCGAGAUCGAGACGCGGCGGGGAGCCUACCGGGUCUCCUCCUACGUCGCCGCGGACGCCCUCGUGUUCUUCCCCUUCCUGCUCGCUGCGGCGGUCCUCUACGCCGCGCCGGCGUACUGGCUGGUGGGCUUGCGAGGGGAAACGAGCAACUUCCUUUACUUCGUGGUGGUGGUGUGGCUGGUGAUGCUGACGGCGAACUCGUUCGUGGCCUGUUUCGGUGCGCUGGUGCCGAGCUACAUCAUGGGAAGCUCGGUGGCAGCGGGGGUCAUGGGCGCGUUCUUCCUCUUCUCCGGCUACUUCAUUAGCAAGGACAGAAUUCCCAAGUACUGGAUAUUCGCGCACUACCUGAGCUUGUUCAAGUACCCCUUCGAGGCGAUGCUGUUGAACGAGUACGGCGGGGAGAAGGGGAGGAAGCAGUGUUUGAGCAGGGGUGUGAUCCAUGGCGGCGACUGCGUAUUUGAUGGGGGGAUGCUGUUGAGGCAGCAGGGCGUAGAGGAUUCGCAGAGGUGGAGCCAUGUCGGGGUGAUGCUUGGUUUUAUAGCCGCCUACAGACUGCUCUGCUACCUCAUCCUGUGCGUGAGAUGUUACAGAAAAGGAGGAGUUUAAUAAUCUUUCUAAAAUUAUAUUCCAAAUGUCAAAACAAAAACUUUUUUUUUCUGUUUAUAAAUGUAUUCCAAAUGUGUUAUAGUGUAGCA
This is a messenger RNA of Zingiber officinale, 1970 nucleotides long. RefSeq names its product ABC transporter G family member 10-like. Gene Ontology annotation, cellular component: membrane. The record is from RefSeq and is a predicted model, not a curated record. Gene Ontology annotation, molecular function: ATP hydrolysis activity; ABC-type transporter activity; ATP binding. The transcript has a single exon. NCBI's taxonomy places the organism in Eukaryota, Viridiplantae, Streptophyta, Magnoliopsida, Zingiberales, Zingiberaceae. Bases 1 to 1881 code for a protein of 626 amino acids.